AUGGAUACUCUAAACACCCAUCAACUAUCCAUUCCAACCCAAAUCAAACGCAAACAGUGGUUCAUGGAUUCCUCUAAUGGCAAUCACAAUGUUCACAAGCCUCUACAUAUUGCAAUGCUUCCAUGGCUCGCAGUGGGGCAUGUAAACCCUUAUUCGGAGCUGGCAAAGAUUUUCGCACAAAAGGGUCACUUUAUUACCUUCAUAAGCACUCCCAAAAACAUCGAUCGCAUGCCCAAAAUCCCCAAAACCUUAGAACCAUUCAUCAAUUUGGUGAGCCUACCCUUACCACACAUAGAGCAUCUCCCAGAAGGUGCAGAGAGCAGGAUGGACAUUCCCGCAUCAAAGAUCUGUCACCUCAAGUUAGCUUAUGAAGGUCUCCAAGAUGCUGUCUCCGACUUGUUGAAAACAUCAAAGCCUGAUUGGGUUUUCUACGAUUUUGCAACUGAGUGGUUACCAGCAAUAGCCAAGAGCCUCAACAUUCCGUGUGCACAUUACAACCUAACCGCAGCAUGGAACAAAGUGUUCUAUGAUCCACCCAAGGAAGUACUCAACUCAAAUUUCACGCUUCAAGACAUGUGUAACCCUACGUGGUUUCCUUUCCAAACAACCCUUCAUCUCAGGCCUUAUGAAAUCGAAAGAGCGAUUCUCUCUCGCCAAGAUGUGGAGACAGGACGCAGCGCUACUUUCGAUCUUGGAAAGGUGUAUUCCAGCUGUGACAUGUUUCUCCUCAGGACAUGCAGAGAACUCGAAGGAGAAUGGUUGGAUUAUGUCGCUGACAAGUACAAAGUGCCUGUGGUUCCGGUGGGUUUGGUUCCACCAUCCAUGCAUAUAAGUGAAGAUGAAGAGGAAGACAAAAAUCCCGACUGGGUCGAAAUCAAUAACUGGUUGGACAAGCAAGAGUCCUCAUCCGUGGUGUACAUUGCUUUUGGGAGCGAGUUGAGACUGAGUCAGGAAGACGUCACGGAGUUGGCUCAUGGCAUUGAGAUUUCCAAGUUGCCUUUCUUUUGGGCUUUGAGGAACCUGAAAGAGGAUUCAUUUGAGUUGCCAGAGGGGUUUGAAGAGAGAACCAGAGAUCGUGGAUUUGUUUGGAAGAGUUGGGCACCCCAGACUAAGAUUUUAGGCCAUGCAGCUAUCGGGGGAUGCAUCACUCACUGCGGCACCAACUCUCUCGUUGAAAUGCUUAAUUUUGGACACGUUCUUGUCACUCUUCCCUAUUUGCUUGACCAAGCCCUGUUUUCAAGGGUGUUAGAGGAAAAGAAAGUGGCAAUGGAGGUGCCAAGGAGCCCGGAAGAUGGGUCCUUUACCAGGGACUCUGUGGCUAAGACAUUGAGGUUUGUAGUUGUGGAUGAGGGAGGGAGUAUUUACAGGAAGAACGCCAAAGAAAUGGGGAAGGUUUUCAGUUCCACAGAUCUUCACAAUCGAUACAUUGAGGACUGCAUUGUUGCUCUUCAGAACUACAAGCUUCCAUCCAACGGUUAG
This is a messenger RNA of Sphenostylis stenocarpa, 1479 nucleotides long. The record is from the annotation of a GenBank genome assembly. Lineage: Eukaryota; Viridiplantae; Streptophyta; Magnoliopsida; Fabales; Fabaceae.